GCCCCAAGUGUGAGGAGCCUCAAACACACACUCACACUCAACUCACACACUCUCCCAGAGCGACGAGACGGAGCUGCAGACGAGCAGUGAUGGCGUCAUCUGUGGAGGAUCAGCAGCUCCAGCAGGAGGAAGCAGAGAGUGUGAAAGAUGUUCAGGCACAUUACCUGCGCUGUCCUUCACCCAGUUUCUCCAUGAUGUCAGACCGUUUCUCCACCGUGUCGGACCGGUUCUCCGUCAUCUCGGGUUCUGAAGCUGAAAGCAUCUUCAUGGAGCCCAUUCACCUGUCGUCCGCCAUCGCUGCCAAGAAGAUCAUCAGUGAAGAGUUGCCGUCCAGACCCGCUCGCCCCCCCUCGCCCCCAGACAGCGCUCUGGAGCCGGCACAGCAGCUGAUGGUGGCGGAUCUGUACUCCAGGGUGCAGGAGCUGCUGGACGAGCGCAGCCUCUAUAACACACCCUGCGUCCUGGACAUCCAGAGGGCGCUGCUGCGGGACCGGCUGGAGGCGCCGCUCAGCCCUGUGGAUGAGGUGUGGCCUAAUGUGUACAUCGCAGAGAAGUCAGUGGCUGUGAAUAAAGGCCGUCUGAAGCGUCUGGGCAUCACUCAUGUGCUGAACGCGGCUCAUGGUACGGGCGUCUACACCGGCCCGCUCUUCUACUCCGGCAUGAACAUCCACUAUAUGGGCAUCGAGGUGGACGACUUCCCGGACGCAGAUAUCUCCGCUCACUUCCGCUCCUGCGCAGAGUUCCUGGACGACGCGCUGCUCACACACAGGGGUAAGGUGCUGGUGGACUCGAUGAUGGGCGUGAGCCGGUCUGCGGUGCUCGUAGCUGCUUACCUAAUGAUCUUCCAGAACAUGAGCAUCAUGGAGGCGCUGCUGGAGAUCCGGAAGAAACGAGCCAUCAGCCCCAACGAAGGCUUCAUAAAGCAAUUGCGGCAGCUCAACGAGACGCUAAUGGAGGAACGGGACGAAGAUGAUGACGAGACACUCAGCCAGUGCUCUGUGAUCGACGCCCAUGUCCGGCUGGAUGAGCAGGAGAGUGUGUUCGGGGUGAAGGCAGACUCCAUCAUGGUAGAGGAGGAGGAGGAUGGAGGAGGCAGCGUGAUCAGCAGCGUCGCCUCUUCAGCCGCCGCUGCCGCGCUCCGAGCAGGGGUUCAAUGUGGAUCCCAGCCACCCAACACGCAGCAGCCAGCAGACCAGCUUUCGCUGCCUGGACAGACCCGCGAGGAUGAGGAUGGGGAUGUGGACCGCAUGAUUCUCGAGUGGCAGAAGCGCAACGAGAAAUACCAGAGUGAGGACUGGUGGGAGGCGCAGCUGCUGUGCGAAAAUGAAGAUGAUGGAGAGGAUAAAUCACAGCCCGCCGUCCGGCCAGACGACCUGGAGAGUGUGACUAGUGAGGAUGUGCGGAUGGUGAAGGAGCGCAUCGGGCGGCGUCCCCGCAGAGCUGCAUCACUAGCCGGAUCCACUUCCAGCUGCAGCAGCUACGUAGACCUGUGGAAGCAGCGGCUGCAGGAGCUGGAGGAGCAGGCGGCCGCACGACACCGCCUCCAUGACCAGGACACCAACAGUGAAACACAGCAAAAGAAGAUCGAAGACGAUGUGCAGAGCAUCCUCUCCGACAGCAGCUCUAUGUACAACUUCUGCAAAAAGAACAAGGAGAAUCUAACACCUCUGGAGAGAUGGAAGAUCAAGCGGAUUCAGUUCGGGUGGAAUAAGAAAGAGAACACAGAGAACGGAGAGCAGAGCGAGGCUGAACCGAUGGCGGCUCCUGAUCUGGAGGACGUCAACCUCACGGCAUAUCAGACCUGGAAGUUAAAGCAGCAGAAGAAGCACGGUGGUGAGGAGAACAAGGAGGAGAUCCUGCAGAUGAGCCGAGGGGAGGACACAGCCACUGCCAGGAGGCGGCAGCGGAGGGAGGAGGUGUUGGAGCGCAGCCGCAGAAACCUGCAGGAGAGCCAGUCGGUGUGCGGCUGGGAGACCGAGAGCGCUCUGAGCUCCAGCAUCCCGCUGUCCGCCUUCUGCGCCGGAGCAUUUCCAUCUGCCAGCGUCUGCGGAGAUGACAGCAUGUCUGUGCUGAGCGGGAGGUCCUCAGUGCUAUCAGGGCGAAGCACUCGAUCACUACCUCCUGCUGUCCCGGAGACUCCUGUACCUCCCGCUCCAGUGCUCGGGCCUAAUGGAGAGCAAAUGGUGAACAUCGCCAACAUCCAGAACUGGAUCGCUAGUGUAGUGAACGACACGCUCCAGCAGAAGCAGACGGAGAUGCUGAUGGGAGCGAGUGUCACCCCAUCCCGAGCCGGAUCUGUGUUCAGUGCUGGACGAGGAGUGGAUGAUGAUAAAUCCUCUGUUCUCAGUGGACUAUCGGCCUUGAGUGGACUGUCCCGCAGUAGAGCUGAAUCUGUGGUUUCUGUGGGAGCGAAGGCCCGGUCAGUGCUGUCGGCCGCAGGUAGAGCCGAAUCUGUGUUUUCUGCUGGAGGAGCAUCUCAGCUGUCCUGUGGCUCACGCAAAAGCAAGAUUACCACCACAAGUGUGCCGCUGUACAGCCUCUUCCAGGACCAGGUGAACCUCCACAAGCUGGACACCAUGGAGAAGGAGAUCAAAUCUGACAUGCGGGACAAGAUGGCCUCAUAUGAGAUCAAGAAGAUCACAGAAGACAACAAGCGCAGCACACUGUACAAGAAGAAAAAACCAAAGGAGGAUGAUGAGGAUGUAGAUCUUACCAAGUCCAAUGGAUUAGAGGAACUGGAAGCCCGUACUUGUGAGAAACCAAAACCCAAAAGGGAUUACGGGCGUUCAGGAAUACUGAACCUUCCGGCGUCGGCCAACAACCCAACCAGCAGCAUCGAUGAGUGGCUAGAACAUGUCAGACCUCCGUCCAGCAAACCCAGAGUUUACGAUGGCGACGGUGGUCCCAUACGCAUGUCUCGGCCAUCCUACGAGGAGCUGCAGGAACCUUCAGAGCUGGACUUCACGAGCCGCAGGAGCUCCGUUUCAGUAGAUGUGGAUGAAGAGGAAGAUUACAGCUUUAGGUUUUCCUCCAGGAAUUGUGCUGAUGAUGACUUGGAUCCAGAGUUGAGCUACUCGUCUAGCAGAUCUCCGUCCUUUAACGGUUUAAGCGAAUCUACGAGUUUCGGAAGCAGGAGGUCUUACUCUAGAUAUGAGGACGAGGAGCGGAGCAGCUUUCAAAACCACUCCAUGAAGCAGAAAUCAUCGGUGUAUGAGGACUCUGGGAGGACUGCUGGAUCCAGACGGGACGAGGAGGACGAUGAGGAAAUAUCUGCGUUUAUUGCUCAGAUUAAACAGAGGGCGAGAGCGAGGGUCGCGGAGGAGAUGGAGGACGAUGAAGUGCUGACUGCAUGGAGGAAACAGGAAGAGUCAAAGUCACAUGAUCACAAAUAAAACCAAAUGAUUUAUUAAAUCACCAUCUGUGCCAAAAAAUAAAUAAAGUGGUCAUAAUGUGUAUAGGUUAGAGCUGCAGAAUACAGAGAAUACAGAAUAUCACAACAAUAGUAGAGACGUGCAAUAAAUUAAGUUAAUUUCAUGUGUCAA
Molecule: messenger RNA, 3542 nt
Organism: Danio aesculapii
Lineage: Eukaryota; Metazoa; Chordata; Actinopteri; Cypriniformes; Danionidae
Gene: styxl2
Product: dual specificity phosphatase 27
Exons: 6
Coding region: 90-3392 (1100 amino acids)
Biological process (GO): negative regulation of MAPK cascade; protein dephosphorylation
Cellular component (GO): cytoplasm
Molecular function (GO): MAP kinase phosphatase activity; protein tyrosine/serine/threonine phosphatase activity
Source: RefSeq, a predicted model, not a curated record